Cinara cedri is the source of this 4277-nucleotide messenger RNA. Lineage: Eukaryota; Metazoa; Arthropoda; Insecta; Hemiptera; Aphididae. The record is from the annotation of a GenBank genome assembly.
AUGGCCAAUAGUCUAUCACUGGACGACCGAAUAGACAUCGAGCUCUACGCGUUAUUUUUGAUCAGUGGUGUACCAUAAGGCUAUAUAACGGAUUUAGUGAGUAAUAAUAUGCCCCGUGCGGAUGUUUGGUGAAAUCGUAUUCAUUAUUUUUUUAUUAUUAAAAUUGUACAUUUCGAUUCCUGCCUAAACCCUACGCAAUUAUUACAAUUGCCGAUUUCUUUUUGGUACAAUAUGUAGGUUUUACAACAUACCGACUUGUACAUUUAUUGAAUCAGGUAGGUGACCGAUUUGAUUUUCGUCUUUGAUUUCGGAUACAAUCUAUAAUGAACUUUGCCUCUAUUUUACUUAAUCUAACCUUUAUCUAUUAUUAUCCUAGAACUCUGUUGCAUACACGUGUUUUCACUAUUAAAUAAAACAUUAGCACACAGAUAAGUAAAGAAUUUGUCCAACAAUUUUUUUUUUUUUUCUUCUCUAAACGCCAAAAGAUAAAACGAGUACAUAGUGUAUUUAAUUGUGUAGGCGCAUCACGAGGUGCAAUAUUAUUUAUAUUCACCUACUUUGGUUUUUCAAUCAAAAAACUUUAUUAGUAAAUAUUAACCAAACUCACCUAGGUAUCUGGGUUUUGUCAACGUGUGUUUUGUUUGUUUUUUUUUAAACAAUUUAUUUUACCUAGAUACUAAGGUUGUUUACCUAUUUGAAGAUGACAUAUUGUGUUAAGCCAUAUAAUUAUGUAAGAUAUAUAUAGUAAGUUGGUAACUACCUACCUAUUAUAAUAAUAAUUUAUUAUAGAAAUGGAACUAUAGAUAUCUACUACCCGCUUUGCUUUGAAUUUAAUAAUAAACAUUAGAAUAAUGUAAGUUUAUUUAUAUAAUUUCGGUAAGUUUUCACUGUCUUUUACUAUUUGUUUAUACUAUAUAGGUACUUAUUUACAAACAAUGCACGAGAUAAUUUUUUUUAUUUGGGUACCGAGAUUGAUAGAAAUUAGGUUACACCAUAUAGGUACCUACCUAAUUAUUUAUUUUGUUUUGAAUCUUAUAAUCUAACCGGAGUAAAGUGACCUUUUAGUUAAAACUCAAUUAGAUUUUUACAUAGAUUAAAUUAAUAUGUGUCUACCUACAGAUAUUUUGCCUUGAUGUUUGCUGAUAUUGGACUACAUUCAAAAUAUUCCUAAUGAUUAAUAAUAGACAUUUUAAUCACAAUAGUGUCUUUCAUAAACAAUAAUAUUAUAAUUAAUUAAAUAUCAAUUAGUAUUGAAAAUGAUAUGUCCGUAAUAAUAAUUGGUAUUAUUAUUAAAAAUUACUGUACAAGAUGAGUAAUAUUGUUUGUAUACAUGUAUCAUUCUGUGUAUAAUACCUUAUUGAUUGUUGAACAAAAUUAUUAUACCCUGGCUAAUUAAAAUCUAUUAACUGUUAAUAUACCUACUUGACAUGUCAAAUACUUAGAAGUAAAAACAUAUAUAUAUAUAUAUAUAUAUAUAUAUAUAUUUGCUUGAGGAAGAUACUUUUAAGUUGGCGGGUAAAACAUUUUUAACAAUUUUAAUGAGUACAAAUUGAUACCUAUUAAUAGGUUUUAUUUUUUUUUUUCUCUUAAAUUUUCUCUGUUUUAUUGCUAUUUUAUGUUCAAUCGAAAUUGUAAAGAAGUUAUAAAAACCAAAGUUAGAAGUGAUUUAUAAUACUUUUCUCAAAAUGUUAUGAAAAAAAAAUGUGUUACUAUGGAUUUGUGAUAUUUUUAUAGUACCUACCAAAUUAACUAUUUAUGUAUAACUUGCAUACAAUUUACAAUUUUCUUAAAAAUCACUUGUAUUGUGCACACUAAUUUUCAAUUGAAGGUACUUGGUGAUAAAAUAAAAGUUGAGUUUAAUGUUGUAAUAUAUUUUUAUAAGUCUUUAAAGUUCAAUUAAUGUAUGAUAAAAUCCUUACAAUUGUAAUUUAUUUUGUAAUUGCCUAAAAAUUUAUAAAAUUAUAUCAAUAGUUAUAAAAUGUCAACAAAUGUUUACCAAAUUCGGCUCACAAUCGCUUUCUUUUAACUAUCAUAUUUUUGUUUAGGUACAUUUUUUAAUAAAUAAUUACUUAUCUAAUUACCUAUUUAUUUAAAACCAGACUGUUUUGUACAUUUUUAAUGAAUAUCUGGUAACUAUCUAUCUAGAUUAUUAUUUGAGGAUAGGUACUUAUUUAUUAGGUAAUACUAUCUAGAUGGGAAAAUAUAAUUAAAUCAUGUUUUUGUUUUAUGUAUGUAUAUAGAAGAAGGAUAAAGGACGCUCCAGUCUUCAUGAAUUCGGUUUGGAUGCAGUGUCCAGUGCUGUUGCCACAGCGAUAGCACGGUCAGUUGUUGCACCAUUUGAUAGGGUCAAAAUAAUAUCUCAGGUAUGUUAAUAAUUAAAACAGUGUUUUUUUUCAGUAUUAAGUGAUUUAUUAAUAAUGUAAAAAUAUUCUACUAAGUACUAAGGUACCUACUCUUCAACAUUUUAAACAUUUUUAAUUUGCAUAGAUGCUCUAAAACAUGUUAUUUCUAUAUUAUUUUUACUGAAAGAAUAUGGCAAAUUGUGUGUUCAAAAUACUAUGACCUCACCAAAUUAUUGCUUCAUCAUUCUUCUUCUGUCUACCAUCACAAAUAACAAACAAUAUGAAUGUCCUAAUUUUAUUACCCGAUGUUCAUGCUCUUUUAGUAAAUAAUUAUAGUAAAAUAUAAAUACACCAAAUAAUAUACAAAACAUAAUUAAUUAAAAACAGAUAAUAAAAUUAAACUUUGUCAUAAAUUACUAUUGAAAUAUCUAUCUUAUAUAUAUAUAUAUCAUGUUUUUACUAUAUUUUAGGUUCAUUAUACAUCAGUAAAUGGCCAAAAUAAUUCACAUUACCAUCCAGGUAUUUUGACUACAUUAAAUCAAAUCUAUCGUGAGCAAGGUUUACGUGCAUUAUGGUUCGGAAAUGCCACAAAUAUUUUACGAUUUGUGCCUUCUCAGGUAAUUUUAAUACUUAAACAUAAUAUUAAAUUAUGUUUAGUUAAAUUUGUUGUAAGUCUCAUCAAAAUUCAAUGAAUAUUAUUUAUUUAAUUGUUAUACAUUGAUAGAUGGUUAUCACAAGAUUAUUUGUUAUAAGUCAUAAGUAAUAAGUGAUAGAAAUAGGUAAGUACCACAUUAUGAUAUCAUUUUUUUGUUUCUCCAGUAAAUAAUAAUUGUAGGUGCAAUCGCACCCACGUAUUUUUCUAAAUACUGUCAAUGACCUAUAACUUAUAGUAUUCCAUUUCUAUGAAAAAUAAAUUAUUUUGUACCUUUUUAAUUAUGCACUAAUAUUGAUGCUUGUAACAAAUAGGCUUGUAAACUAGCUGUCUAUUUUUUAUAUCUAAAAUUAUAUUUAAAUAUCUAUAGAAAAAAUGGUUUGUUUUGUUGAAAUAAAUAUGUUAUUGAAUCUAAAAUAUUGUAUUUUCAAUAGGCAGUUAUGUUUGGAUUGAACACAUUUUACCUAAAAUUACUUUUGGGUAAUAUAAAACAUAAAGAUGAUGGUUUUAGUCAUGUAGCACUGAGUUUAAUAUCUGGUGGAUUAUCUGGUGCAACAACCCUAUGCAUAUUUUAUCCACUUCUUUUCUGUCAAACUCAUUUAGCUGCACAUGUUGGACCAUUGGUAGAUCGUGAAUAUACUGGAUUAUUAGACUGUAUACAAAAAACUGUACAAACAAGAGGUGUACGUGCUUUGUACACAGGUAAAGAUAUUAGUUCAUUUUUUUAGAUUUACAUUACACAACCAACUAAUAUUAAUUUAUGGUUACAGGAUUUGCUAUUGCAGCAAAUGGUAUGGUCAUAAACAAAGCAAUUUAUUUUGGAGCUUAUUAUAGCUUUAACAAAACUAUAUUAGACCAUAAUAAUAGCUUAAUUUUCAAUAAAGAAAAAGACGCAAAAUUACCAUUUUGGAUACGUUUUGCUACUGCACAAGUAUAAUAAAUUGACCAUUAUUAUUUUUAUGAAAAGUGUAUACAUAUCUAUAUAUAUAUUGCACGUUUUGUAGGUGGCUACAUAUCUAUCGCAGUUAUUCAGCUAUCCUUUAGAUACAAUAGGCAGAGUGCUGAUUGUACAAACAUCUCAGGAGGAAAAAUUGUAUCAAAAUGCUAGAGACUGUUUCUCAAAACUUUGGAAUUCUCAAGGUUUAUCUGGUCUGUACCGUGGAAUGUUGCCUAACAUAAUUCGAUCAAGUGGUUCAGCUCUAAUUCUUGUGCUGCAUGAUGAAUUCAAAUGGAUAUUGAGCAAAACUGGUAUGUUAUUUAAGAAUGAAAAUCAAGAUGAUUAA